AUGGCGAGCCCAACUGGACUUGAUAUCCUCCGCAAAAGGACAACUGUGGAUUGUGACACUAUGGAUGAGCAAAUUGCCAAAACCUUGGGGCCGUUCCAAGACUGCACAUCUAACCAAGCCAUUGCGUUUGGAGAGCUCUCCAAGCCUGAGCACGCGGACCUGAUCCGGUCCUCUGUUACAGAUGCCGAGGCCCUUUCUCCGCGUUUUCAAGGCGUCGAUACCGCUCAACUGGCUGUCGAGAUUGCGAUGGUCAAACUAGCAUUGAAAAUCGCCCCGCAUAUUCGAGGAUAUGUUCACAUUCAGACGAACCCUUAUGAGUCCUACUCAACCGAGAGGACCGUUGCGAACGCUUUCAGAGUCGUGGAGAUCUUCCGGCAUCUAAAUCCAGCGUUUGAUACCACUAGAAUCUGCAUCAAGAUACCGAGCACUUGGGAAGGCUUGAUGGCAUGCCGGACCCUUGAACUAGCAGGCGUCCGCACACUGGCCACAACCCUGUUCACCUUCGUCCAAGCCGUCCUCGCCGCUGAGGUGGGCUGUACCUACAUCGCUCCAUAUGUGAAUCAACUGAAGGUGCAUUUCGAGCCUGGAUUUGUAGACCCCGGGAAGCUGCUCCCUCUCUGUGUCUCGCUCCAGAAAUUCUAUGAAAGCAUAGGCGCCAAGACGCAGGUUCUCCCUGCGAGCUUGACCUCCACAGACGAGAUAUAUGCCCUCGCCGGUGUGCAUCAUAUCACUAUUUCGCCCGGUCUGCUGCAGCAGCUUUCACAGCCUGGAUUCACCUCGCAGACCAAGUCGUUGUUUGACGCCGAUUUCCCGAAACCAGAAGCUCAGACCUCGUAUGCGAACAGGGAGUCUGUUUACCGACUAGAAUUCAGUCGUGCAGAACGCGGAGCGAGCGAGGAAAAACUGACACAGGCCAUUAAUAUAUUCUGCGAGAUGCAAGACGACCUAAUUGCCCUGAUGGGCGGAAAGCGGCUUUAG
Molecule: messenger RNA, 978 nt
Organism: Aspergillus calidoustus
Lineage: Eukaryota; Fungi; Ascomycota; Eurotiomycetes; Eurotiales; Aspergillaceae
Source: the annotation of a GenBank genome assembly